Colletotrichum navitas is the source of this 726-nucleotide messenger RNA. RefSeq lists its product as uncharacterized. The record is from RefSeq and is a predicted model, not a curated record. Bases 14 to 463 code for a protein of 149 amino acids. Lineage: Eukaryota; Fungi; Ascomycota; Sordariomycetes; Glomerellales; Glomerellaceae. The transcript has a single exon.
CCUGGCGUUUCGGAUGCGUAAAGUAGUCAACUCUUUCGGGCGGAAGUUGGAUGUCCUCUCUGUCUCUGUCUCUGUCUCUCUCUCUCUUUUCUUCCUCCCUUUCUUUUUCUUCACUGUUUUUGAUUGCUUCAUUCAAGAUAAAAUCUCAAUAGCAAAACCCAGGGUCGGGAAACCGCAGGCUGUGCAGGCUCGAUGCCGGAUGAGGUCACCCUCCCGGUCACCGACUACUAAACUCGACACGCCAACUGCGAUCCUAACCGCGGGUUCCCCUGCCUCCAUCCGGGUUCAAUACCUACGAUGGGUGCAUGUCUCGAUCCCGCGCGCACGGCGGCAAAAAAAAGGACCGUCCGUCUCGCGGGGGUCUCGGGAGGCAUGUCGCACAACGUUUCUUGACGCAAUGGAACACAAAUACCGUACCGGUAGUCGGAUGCUCCCCCCCUUCCUCCGACGGGAAGGGAGAUGAGGCAGAGGGAGAAGAAAAGGGCGGAUUGUCUGGGGACGUCUGCUCUCGGGUGGCGGCGCCGCCGCGGGCCAUGGCUAGGGCCAAACUGGCUGGCCUACCUAGGUACCCUAAUUACCUACCUACUGUCCUUCCACUCUUGAAGCCUUGGAGAUUCACCUUUGCUUUUACGUGCGACUGCGCCGGGAGCUUAGCCACUAUAAGGACCUACAGGGGGUUUAGUGCAGCAAUGAGAUAGAUACCAUACUCCCCCCCCCCCCCCCCCC